Molecule: messenger RNA, 4936 nt
Organism: Plectropomus leopardus (leopard coralgrouper)
Lineage: Eukaryota; Metazoa; Chordata; Actinopteri; Perciformes; Serranidae
Source: RefSeq, a predicted model, not a curated record
UGGCACAUGCUGCUCCGUAAGAGCGCAAAAGGAAGGUCAAUAAAUUAUGUUAAUCAGUCAGGACAGAUUGGAGGCGUGUUGUUGGCGUAAUGAGGGGGAGCAUGCCUGCACUGUGGAAAAGCUCCGAGCACUAAAUGCUGUCUCCACUACACGCGCGCUGCCUCCGAUUUCCCCAGCCUCUCUUUUCACUUUAUUGUGCAUUAUAGCCAUUUCCUCUGCUGCAGACUACUGUGCAAAAGCGGACUCGGUGCAACAAGUUUUGCAGGAGCCGUCAGCGCAGGUUGGCUCGCUUUGGCUGGAGCGCCACUCAUCUAUCUGUCUGUCACCACCAAAGUCACUGUACGUGAACGCCGCGUCGCAGGCGCACUCUCACACUCUCCACACACACGCAGAACAGUGUGCCAUACAUUCGUGACUCCGCGCCAGAUGCAGUUUGCUCCCAACAAGCGCGCGUAGUUGUAGUUCAAUGGACAUCGCGGAGGCAAGAGGAGCAUCUAAGUGCGUGGGAAAAAUGGAGAAAGAAGUGGCGCAUCAGAAGCGACAAUAUUGCCGCACAACAGUGCUGAACAUCAUCUCGUCUUUAUGCUCCGUGGCGUCAAUCGCCUUCUGCAUUCUCCUGAGCAUUAACACAGCUGAUAUUAAGAGCCGGGUUGUGGAUUUGGAGAGUGGGAAUGACGAACACACCUUUAUCCGAGCCCCGGGCUACUCCAUGGAUGAUUUUAAUUCAUUGGUUGAACAAAGAGUAGAUGAGCUGCUCUCUCAGCGCUCCUAUGAAAAUUUUGUCAAGAUUCGGACUGCCAGACAAACAUCACCUGAAUGCAGCUGCCCUCCAGGACCUCCGGGAAAGCGAGGAAGAAGAGGCCGCAAUGGAGAACCUGGACCUCCUGGCCCUCCGGGUCCCAAGGGUGAAAAGGGGGAUCAAGGCGACCAGGGACCACGGAUGGUCUUCCCUAAGAUCAAUCAUGGCUUUCUUUCCGCUGACCAGCAGCUCAUAAAGCGGCGGCUCAUUAAGGGAGAUCAAGGGCAAGCUGGACCACCUGGGCCUCCGGGGCCACCAGGCCCUCCAGGGCCAAGGGGGCCCCCAGGUGACACAGGGAAAGACGGGCCCAGAGGUGUACCUGGUCUACCAGGAGAUCCAGGGCAGCCUGGAGAAACGGGAGUGAUGGGACCUGAAGGGCCACAAGGGCAGAAGGGUGCACUUGGGCCUCCUGGCAUCCCAGGUGUUGAUGGACUGAAGGGGGAUGUUGGCAUCCCAGGACUGGACGGUGUCCCCGGAGCCAAGGGUGAAAUGGGAGAGCGAGGUGAAAAGGGCGAUAUGGGUGAAGACGGACCGAAAGGUGAUACAGGAGAGAAGGGUGAUGCGGGUUCCUCUGCAGCAGGCAUCAAGGGUGAACCUGGAGAGCCUGGACGAAGUGGACUAAAGGGAGAGCCAGGACUUCCAGGGCUGCCUGGACUCCCAGGGAUAAAGGGUGAGCCUGGAUUCCUCGGUCCCCAGGGAGAGCCAGGGCUCCCAGGACUCCCAGGAACUAAGGGUGAGAAAGGUGACCAUGGGCCACAAGGAAAGGGUGAAAGAGGGGAAAUUGGACCUCUUGGACCAAAGGGUUCACAAGGCGAAGCUGGUACACCUGGUCCUAAAGGGUCAAAGGGGGAGACUGGAGAUAAAGGAGACUUGGGAUCUAUUGGCCCAAAGGGGCCCCCUGGGCAGAAAGGAGACCAAGGAGCCACUGAAAUCAUCGACUACAAUGGAAACAUUCAGGAGGCUUUACAGAAGAUUACCACUAUUACAGUAACGGGUCCUCCUGGACCUCCUGGGCCGAUAGGACCACAGGGGACAAAGGGGGAUCGUGGUAUGCCUGGUCUCCCAGGACUCGAUGGUGAAAGAGGCUACAAAGGCUCCAAAGGAGACAUGGGAAUGCCUGGAGCUUCAGGGGAUAAAGGAACAACUGGUUUGCCUGGUCUACCUGGUGUCAACGGGGUUAAAGGAGAUAAGGGCGAUUCAGGUCUACCUGGCCCUCAAGGUUCUUCAAUCACAGGCCCUCCAGGGCCACCAGGGCCCCACGGACCCCCAGGACCCAUGGGCCCCCAUGGAUUCCCUGGACCAAAGGGGGAGCCUGGUUUGCAUGGUGUAAAGGGUAUCCGAGGGGAACCAGGACACAAAGGGGACCGCGGACCACUGGGCCUCCCCGGAGCCUCCGGCUUGGACGGCAAGCCCGGAAUUAGGGGUAUGGAUGGACCUGCUGGUCCAGCUGGUCCAGCUGGGCCGAAGGGUGACAUUGGUGAGAGAGGACCAGCAGGCGAGCCAGGACCGAGGGGACCUUAUGGACUACCUGGAGCUGCUGGGACACCAGGCUUGGAUGGGGAGAAGGGAAAGAAGGGCAAAAAAGGGCCUAAGGGCGAGAAAGGAGAACAGGGUGCCCCUGGAUUAGAUGCACCCUGCCCAUUGGGCCCGGAUGGAUUACCAAUGCCUGGAUGCUGGCAGAAGUGAUCACUCUAACCUGAAACGCAUGGAGUUUGUAAAUAAUGCUUCUUUUAUGGUAUUUAUAGUUUUUUUAAUGGAAAAAAAUGUCUAAAAGAAAAGAAGUCUAUGUGUACAAUGAUACAAAAAGAGAUAACCGUCCCGAGUUUCACGCUCUAAGCUGCUUCUACUCACAUCACCUUGUGGAAAAAAAACAAAACAAACGUGUGUGUCCGCUGUCUCACAUCCACAUCGUGGUGGAGUUCUGAUCCUUGGCUGGCGGCAGAACUUGUCUCUGUAGUCUUUGCAUGGCUCAGACUGGAGCGUCGUGGCCCGGCCAGAUUCAUGGAGACAUGGAAGGAGGAGGAGGAAGUGGAGGAGGAUCUGGACUGGCUCUCUAACACCAAACGCUAGGUGUUUUGUGUUGUUUGGUCUCAACAAGCUCACUGCCCAUUCAUGCAGCAUCAUUUUCUAAAAAAAAAAAAAAAAACAAACUGUGCCAAACAGAACAUUGCACCCCCGACCCUGCAAAAGCAUGAGUAGUAAACUAUAUUUAUAUGUAUUGUACAUACAUGUCACUGUUUUGUGAUUGCGUCAUGGCUUCUGCAGAAAACAAAAACAACACUAACAUAAAAAAACAACAACCCCAGAGCUCUGAAUUAGUAAUUUCUGCUUUCCUUUAAUCUUCCCAAGGGAGUCACGCCGUGGCUGGUAGCCUGAAAAUCCCCAGAAAGCAAAGUUGGUUCUUGUUGCUUUAUUGUGGUGAUGCCUGCAGAGGGUAUGAUAUCAGCAGGUUUUCACUGUUGCACUCAUGUGGCUCAGCAUCAUCACCAUCAUCAUCAGUGUGGUGCCUCCCAAACCCACACGUCUCCGGACAAGAGGGGAGAACUUAGCAGGCUCACCGCACUGUUAGGGAAACAAAUCAGGCUCAUGUGUAUUUGAGAUUGGACAGGCCUGCUCUGGACCGCCCUUCUGAGCACGAGGGAGCGGAUUCUGCAGGAGAGCCGCUAAGAGUCUCAUCGAUCUCUGUAGAGAUCAGCUGGAGCGUCUGCCUCUCCUAACGGGCGAGAUCUACUGAGAGCGUUAACAGAAUGCAAUCAUGUUCUUUUUUUUGUUGUUUUUGCUCUCAUUCUUUAACAUUGUUUGUAUUUUGUGUAUAAUAGCCUUUGGUGCCUCAAGCUUUUAUUCAUUCCUUUAUCAGAAAUGUACAACUUUAUAUCAUAUUUUGGAUUAUUGGAAUGGUGUUUAUUUCAGGAGCUUUGUUUGGUUAAAAAAAAGUUGUGAGAGUAUUGAAAAGACACACAUUGUGCACUGUUUUUCAUAUGAAUCGUUUUUACAAGUUGUUGAAAUAGCAUGUACGUUACAGCUUCACCUGAGCAGACAGUAAGACUGCGUCCAUCUCAACUGCCGCUGAUCUUACAAGUAGUUUUGAAGAAGCUCAUUGUUUGUGCAAAACACAUCCAACAUUGUGACAAAUAUGCUACUUGUUCAUUCUGGACUUGUUGUAUGGGAUGUUAGUUGUACAGUGUUGUCAAUUCACUGCAUGUACACAAUUUAUUACUUAUGGAUUUCUUCAAUAUUGAAAAUAAGCAUUGAAUUGAGGAAGUGUAUCUGAAGUGUAAAGCUCUGUUUCAGGGUUGGGGUUCAUAAUAAGAUUUAGCUUUCAGAUAUGAUUAAGGCAGGUUAUGUUGAACAAUCCUAGUUGCAUUACACUGCUCUUUAACACCUCCUAUAUUGUCUUAAAGAUAUGGAAAAAAUGCGCAUUACAGUGUAAGAAAAGCUAAAUUUGACAGACUGUUAAUUGGUCAACUUCCAUUAAUACACCACAGCUGAACUGGUGGCCAGUUAUGUCACAUUCCGUAUCAGAUGGAGCAAUAGGUUUAUUUUUCACCAUUCAUCUUUUCAUAUUUUUUUUUUAUAUUCAAAUUGCCUUCUGACAUAGUAGGUGCUAUGCAAGGUGAUGCUUCUUUCCUUCAGCGUGAGAAAUAUGCAUGAAUGAUUUACUCUAAGGGCAGAUGUGAAACACCAACAUUUGUUGUGACGUGGCAGCAACUACAGGUGGAUUCAAGAGGAUUUAUUCCCAUGUGGUUCUAUUGUACAGUUCAUCUCAUUGUUUUAAUGAACGGAUGCACAUCUGUAUAGAUUAUAAAGGUGCUAUCUGAUAGUAGGCCGACAACAGCUCAGUUGGUGCACUCUACCAGUGGCAAGAACUACACAACAGGUUUCUUUAUUGCUGUUGGGGUUUUGUGUAUGUGACAAUUUUAAGUUUUCUGUGCAUAUAUUUGUGUAUUUGUCUCAGUAUUUUAAGUGGUACAUUAUUUAUUUUUCUAUAAUUUUCUUAAAUGAAGGCAUUUUGGUUUUAAAGAGCAUUCCUUUCAGUUGCUUUUGAUGUCCGCUGCGUCUCUUUUGAUAUGAGGAAUUAUUUUGGAUCAUAAGGCAUCAUGUAACAGUUAUGCAAAUGGAAAAUGGUGUGAAGGAAGG